This is a messenger RNA of Necator americanus (New World hookworm), 3150 nucleotides long. RefSeq lists its product as uncharacterized. Gene Ontology annotation, molecular function: calcium ion binding; actin filament binding. Bases 1 to 3150 code for a protein of 1049 amino acids. Gene Ontology annotation, biological process: actin cytoskeleton organization; muscle cell development. Lineage: Eukaryota; Metazoa; Nematoda; Chromadorea; Rhabditida; Ancylostomatidae. The transcript has 27 exons. The record is from RefSeq and is a predicted model, not a curated record. Gene Ontology annotation, cellular component: Z disc; cell projection; cortical actin cytoskeleton.
AUGGAAGAACUUCAGUACUUAUACAUGGAAUCCCAGAUUCCUGCAGCGAUUACAGUAAGACGUUCCUCUGCCAACCGCGGCCUUCAGAAAUGGUUGGAGACGGGGAAACGACCAUCUGAUCCUCUUGAAAGAGCUCAUGUCGAAGUCAAAGUCCUGGACUUUACCGUUUGCUUACAUCAUGCAGAUCAUCAUGAGUUGUCAUGCAAAUACGCUCCUGUUCUCCGUGGAUUCGGCGAAAAGGAGCCGUUGAAUCGGUUUGGAGCGCUUCUUUCGCGGCGACAACAGCCGAGCAGGCGCAGGGUUAUGGUGGACUACUACGCUGCUCCACCGGCGUUCCACCAACAACACCAACCUGGGUACGAUUACACGCAGCAGGAAGAGGAAUGGGAUCGUGAAGGAUUAUUGGAUCCAGCAUGGGAGAAACAACAGAAGAAGACAUUUACCGCCUGGUGCAACUCACACUUGAGGAAAGCUGGCACAAGCAUCGAACUAAUCGAGGAAGACUUUCGAAAUGGAUUGAAGUUGAUGCUUCUGUUGGAGGUAAUUUCCGGUGAACCUCUACCACGCCCGGAUCGCGGCAAAAUGCGUUUCCAUAAGAUCGCUAAUGUCAACAAGGCUCUCGAGUAUAUCGAGAGUAAAGGAGUAAAACUCGUUUCCAUCGGAGCCGAAGAAAUUGUCGAUGGCAAUGUAAAGAUGACACUCGGACUCAUCUGGACAAUUAUCCUACGUUUCGCCAUCCAGGACAUCAACGUCGAGGAAUUGUCCGCUCGUGAUGGUCUACUGCUUUGGUGUCAACGAAAGACCGCUCCGUACAACAAUGUGAAUGUGCAGAACUUCCACACUUCAUGGAAGGAUGGUCUCGCCUUUUGUGCCCUUAUUCAUAGACACAGACCAGAUUUACUCGAUUAUUAUCAACUGCACAAAGGUGAUCCGUUACACAAUCUCAAUCUGGCUUUCGAUGUCGCCGAGAAGCAUCUGGACAUCCCAAGAAUGUUAGACGCCGAAGACGCUGCGGUCAAUCCGGACGAAAAGUCGAUCAUGACGUACGUGUCAUGCUUUUACCAUGCGUUCCGAAAUGCUCCAGAAGUACGUUCGGUUCGACCGCCCAUGAAGGCACCACCUCCAGAAAGGGAUUGGCGUAAGGAAGUGUUGCUUUCAGACAUGGUUAAUUCUCAUCCCGACGAGAAGGCCGUCAUGACAUACGUUUCGUGCUACUACCACUAUUUCAGCGGAAUGAGAAAGGCGGAAACGGCAGCAAACAGAAUUUGCCGUGUGCUCAAAGUGAACCAGGAGAACGAGAAAAUGAUGCAGGAGUACGAACACCUCGCCAGCGAUCUUCUUGCAUGGAUAAAUCACUGGAUGCCAUGGCUCGCCAACCGAACUACGGAUGACAGCCUACCAAUGGCGCAAAAGAAGCUCGACGAUUAUCGUAAUUAUCGACGGCACGAGAAGCCUCCUCGAAUCGAGGAUAAAGGUAGGCUCGAAACAUUGUUCAACACACUGCAAACACGCCUUAGACUAUCAAAUAGACCUGCGUUUCUUCCAAGGGAUGGCCACCUAGUGAAGGAUAUCAACAAUGCAUGGAAAAACCUCGAAGAUUCCGAGAAAGGUUUCGAAGAAUGGUUGCUUAGCGAAAUUAUGCGUCUGGAGCGCCUCGAACAUUUGGCCGAGAAAUUCCGUCGCAAGUGUGCUUUACAUGAAGAAUGGUCGCAUGGUAAGGAAGAGGCGCUACGCAGCCAGGAUUGGAAGAGCUGUGGCCUGUAUAAGAUCAAAGCUCUACGCAAACGCCAUGAAGCGUUUGAGAGCGACCUUGGCGCUCACCAAGAUCGAGUGGAGCAGAUCGCUCUCAUUGCUCGAGAGCUUAACAAUCUCCGCUAUCCAGACAUUGGACCAAUCAAUGCUCGUUGUCAGGCUAUCUGCUCACAGUGGGACCGCCUUGGACAACUGGCUGCACAACGACGAACUGCUCUGGAAGAAGCAGAGCGAGUUGCUGAGCGCCUUGAUGCGCUCUAUCUCGAUUUUGCAAAGAGGGCUGCUCCCUUUAAUAACUGGCUCGAUGGUGCUCGUGAAGAUCUCGCUGAUCUCGUGAUUGUGCACGAAAUGAGGGAAAUUCAAGAGCUUUGUGCUGCUCAUGAUCAAUUCAAAUCAACGCUUGGCGAUGCUGACCGAGAAUUCGCCAGCAUUUCCGGGAUUGAGCAGGAAAUUGAGCGUCUGGUUGAAAGCCAUGGACUUGAUCGUGAGCUUUUGCGUAAUCCAUACACUGAUCUCUCUGCAUCGGAAAUUCGUCGUAAAUGGGGCGAAGUUCAGCAGGCGGUGCCCAGAAGAGACGGACAGCUGCAAAGCGAACUGCGAAGACAACAAAAUAACGAACGUCUACGUUCUAUAUUUGCUGACAAAGCGAACCAAGUUGGACCAUGGCUGGAAAGGGAGUUGGAGAAGGUUCUGGCUAUCGGGCUCGGAGGACGCGGACGUCUUGAAGAUGCUGUGUAUCAGCUGCGCGGAAUCCACCAGGACGCCCUCCAUUACAAGCCAAAUUUGGAUGAGCUGGAGAGGAUCCAUCAAGAAAUGCAAGAGAACUUUGUGUUUGAGAACAGGAAGAGCCGGUAUUCGAUGGAAUCACUUCGCGUUGGUUGGGAGAGUUUAAUUACUAGCAUAAAUAGGACCAUUAACGAACUUGAAAAUCAGAUCCUCAUGCGUGAUAGUAAGGGAAUAUCCGAAGAACAAAUUAACGAGUACCGUGCUUCGUUCAACCACUUCGACAAGGACAGGCAAGGUCUCGACCCUGAACAGAUGCGUUCCUGCCUCAUCUCUGUCGGCUACAACAUUCGGCCAGGACGAGAGGGUGAUGCAGAUCUCCAUCGCAUCCUAUCGCAUGUUGAUCCGAACCGAAUGGGUCGUGUUCCAUUCGAUGCCUUCCUCGAUUUCAUGACCGCCGAAGCUGCUGAUACGGAUACUGUUGAACAAAUGAUAGAUUCAUUCCGUAUUCUCGCGGCUGGAAAGCCAUUCAUCACAGCGGACGAGUUACGUCGGGAACUGCCAGCGGAUCAGGCUGCAUACUGCAUGCAACGAAUGGCUCUAUCGAAUGAUCCUCAGGCGCCGCAUGGCUCCUUUGACUACGUAACUUUCAGCCGAAGUCUAUACAAUCAGUAA